ACGGUAACGUCGACUUUGUGAAGCAUUUUUCUGCACACCUCCCCCUAAAAAAAUAUCUAAAGAAAAAAAGGAAUAAUCUCAGAGUUAUAUGAUAUGAGCUUUUCGUACAAUAGCAAAAGCUACCAAAUCUUCCGAUCACGGUACUAAAUAACCAAUGGAGAGCAUCGAAUCUUCAGGUGGUCCUCCGCCGCCACAACCUAACCUUCCUCCAGGAUUCCGUUUUCACCCUACAGACGAAGAGCUCGUGGUUCACUACCUCAAACGCAAAGUGGCCUCCGCUCCUUUACCUGUCGCCAUCAUCGCCGAAGUUGAUCUCUAUAAGUUCGAUCCAUGGGAACUUCCUGCAAAGGCUUCUUUUGGAGAACGAGAAUGGUAUUUCUUCAGCCCUAGAGACCGGAAGUAUCCAAACGGAGCGAGGCCAAACAGAGCGGCCACGUCGGGAUACUGGAAGGCGACGGGGACUGAUAAACCGGUUCUUGCCUCCGACGGUAAGCAGAAGGUGGGCGUGAAGAAGGCACUUGUCUUCUACAGUGGAAAGCCUCCAAAAGGAGUUAAGAGCGAUUGGAUCAUGCAUGAGUAUCGUAUCAUCGACAACAAACCAAACUACAGACCACCUGCAUGUGACUUCGCUAACAAGAAUAGCUCUCUCCGGCUUGAUGAUUGGGUGCUAUGUAGAAUCUACAAGAAGAACAACGCAAGUCGACAUGUGGAUAACGAUAAGGACGAAGGUAUGAUUGAUUAUAUCUUCAGAAAAGUUCCUCCCUCAUCAUCAAGUGGACUCCACCACAACGUCUCUAGGUCAAUGAAUAUCUUCCCGGGGAAGUCCUCCGUUGGUUACGGGAUUUUCUCCGACGGUGAUUCCGGUUUGUACGACGGAAGAAGCAUGUUCUGCAGCAACGGAGCCGGUUCAGUCAAUAUCAAUGUCUCUAAUGGUAAUCCUAAUGGUUUGAAUCCUGCUUCUUCCUCUGGACCCAUGAUAAUGAUGGCGAAUAUGAAACGAGCUCUUUGGCCUGUAGCCGAGGAAGAGCAGGAUGCAUCUCCGAGCAAACGGUUUCACAGCGUAGAAGGUGGAGACUGUUUGAACAUGUCUUCUUCAGUGAUGGAGGAGACUCCUCCACUGAUGCAUCAGCAAGGUGGUGUGUUAGGGGAUAAUGGGUUAUUAAGAACGGCGUCGUAUCAACUUCCUGGUUUAAACUGGUACUCUUCUUAAGAAAACGGUUUGUGUUUCGCCGUGUGCAAAAUUUACCGGUCAUUUGCAUCAUAUACUUUGAGAUUCGUUUAUAUGUUUUGGGUUUAAUUAAUUGGUCAUAGGGGUUAAAGGAAAAAGGUUUAGAGAGGGGGACAAGUGAGGCAUAUAUCAUAUUCAAACAUAGUCUUAUUUAAAAGUACAAUUUUUAUUUAUUUAAAUGAUUGUGUAAAAAAUUAUACAUGCUUAGAUGUUCAUAAAUAGUUUGUAUUAUUGUAUAGAUUAAUAUAGUCCAUCCUACCAAUUAUAUUUUGAGUGUGUAUUUUAUUGUGGGAAUUGAUUAAGGAGUGAUAAACAAACAGAUGUGCAACUCUGUAAUUUUAUAUAUGAUCAAAAUAUUUACAUA
This is a messenger RNA of Raphanus sativus (radish), 1592 nucleotides long. Its product is annotated as NAC transcription factor 56-like. The coding region runs from base 155 to 1210 and encodes 351 amino acids. The record is from RefSeq and is a predicted model, not a curated record. The transcript is spliced from 3 exons. Gene Ontology annotation, biological process: system development; regulation of DNA-templated transcription. Lineage: Eukaryota; Viridiplantae; Streptophyta; Magnoliopsida; Brassicales; Brassicaceae. Gene Ontology annotation, molecular function: DNA binding.